AUGAGAUACCAAAACUGGUUGAUUGCAGCGACAUAUCUUGUCGCUAUCGAUGUUGGAUGGGCGAACAACUGUUCCAUCCCCGAAGAUGGGUAUUUUGUCAUAGACUCGCAAGCGAAAGCCAACGAGCUCAGCAAUUGCAAGACCUACUUUGGCCGGGUCCACAUCGAUACCGCACGGAGCGAGUUUGACCCCAACCUUAGCAUCACACUUCAGGGAGUAGAGAAGAUUGACGGGACUCUUGUGGUUGCGGAUAUAUCUUCUUUCUCUGCCCCUGACCUGAGAGAAGUCAAUGGGUUCCUCUACAUUAGGGGGAAAAUGAAUCCUGCAGCUGCCUUGAAUCUAUCACUCCCAGCCCUGGAGACUGUCAGCAGUGAUGUUCAGAUUUACACAAGGGCAACAGAAUCGCUUUCUUUCCCAAGCCUCAUUCGUAUUGGGGGGCUUGAGGUCGAUCACGCCUAUCGUCUGAGAAGAUUGUCGUGGGGACCCACAGGAUUCCCCAUCAUUAUGAAUAGAGACGGGAAGGUACUUAUUCAAGAGUCCGGAAUCGAGAGCGUAGAUUGGCUCUUUAGCAACAAAAGAGCAAGCUUGGGUUCCGUGGAGAUUAAAAGCUCAGGGGUUUCUAAUAUCACCAUCGUGUGCAAAAGCAUCGACAACUUGUCCAUUGCUGGGGUGGACAUCAACGUCACGUUCGACAUGUUCAGUGCUGCUUAUCCAGGCAGCAACAUUGGUAAACUCAGCCUCUCCGGUAUGCGUCAAAUAAAUUAUGUCGCAGCUCCCGAUACUGUUGCCGACCUAAUUGUCACGGAAAGUUCUUUUACUCAACUACAUAUACCAUUUUCGGUGACCAAUUCUCUCACGAUAAGCAACAAUCGAGAGCUCACUAAUUUAUAUUACAUUGGGAAUGAAGGAAGCUACUGGGAUACAUUUGGUACCCCCCAAACCCGGAGCAUCACUUUAGAAAAUAACCCGGCAUUGUCUUACAAUUUCUUUACAAACAUGGGAGAAACCAACACCAGCACCGGAGCCUGGAGGUGGCCGCAGGCGGCGAUGGACACGCUCGUGUUUAAGGGAUCGAAUUUUUCAUCUUACUUUUUCUCGGGCUUAUUGCAGAGCAAGUGGCCGGUGAUGAGGUUCGAAGUCUCUUCCGACAACUCAGACUUCUCCUGUGAAGAUAUGGACAAGUUACGCAAGAACAAAGAUGACGGAAAAUUUCCGGGACAAUACAGGUGUCAAAGACGGGAUCCUCGGUAUGGAAGCGCAGUUCACCUUGAAUUAAGCCGGUGGAACAUAUACGGCGUCGCUUCCGCCGUUGUAGCAUUAACGGCUAUGUUGUGA
Colletotrichum truncatum is the source of this 1335-nucleotide messenger RNA. RefSeq names its product gpi-anchored cell wall organization protein ecm33. The record is from RefSeq and is a predicted model, not a curated record. Lineage: Eukaryota; Fungi; Ascomycota; Sordariomycetes; Glomerellales; Glomerellaceae.